AUGAGUCAAUUAAAUUUACCAGCAUUGGAGAGAGCUGCCUCUGAAUCAAGAGGUUUAUCUAUGGAUGCCGUCGCCAAGGCUGCUUCUGGUCAUCUCGGUCUGCCUUUGGGUGCUACCGAAAUUGGUGCUGUUCUCUUUGGACAAGCUCUCAACUACAAUCCAGAUGAUACUCAUUGGUUGAAUAGAGAUAUUUUCGUUUUAUCGGCUGGUCAUGGAUCUAUGUUUUUAUACAGUUGGUUGCAUUUGGCUGGUUACGAUAUCUCGCUUGAGGAUGUCAAGAAUUUCAGACAGUUAAACUCAAAGACUCCAGGUCAUCCAGAGUUCCACGAUACUCCGGGUGUUGAGGCUACCACCGGUCCAUUGGGUCAAGGUAUUGGUAAUGCCGUUGGUUAUGCCUCGUCUGCCAAGAUGGCCGCCGCUAGAUUCAACACUGAGCAACACAAGAUUUUCGAUAACCACGUUGUUGUACUUGCUGGUGACGGUUGUCUCCAAGAAGGUAUUGCCCAAGAGGCACUCUCGUUUGCUGGUCAUCACCGUCUUGACAACUUGAUCCUCUUCUACGACUCUAACGAUGUCACCUUGGAUGCCAUGGCCAUCGAAACACAAUCGGAAGAUGCCGUCAAGAGAUUCGAGUCACUCGGUUUCGAUGCUCAGGUAGUGGUCAACGGUAACUCGAUCACAGAUCUCUACCAAGCAUUCUUGAACGCCAAGAACUCCAAGACCAACAAACCACAAGCAAUCAUAUGUAAGACUUUGAUUGCCAAGUCAAUCCCAGAGGUUGCCGGUACCAACAAGGGUCACGGUGAGGCUGGUGUCAAGUUUGUCGAUGCCGCCAGAAAGGCACUCGGUUUGCCAGAGGAGAAGUUCUUUGUCUCGCAAGAGACUCGUCACUACUUUGCCGAUCACAAGAAGACUCUAUUGGAGAAGUACAAUCAAUGGACUCAGACCUACGCUCAAUGGAAGUCUGCCAACCCACAAUUGGCUCAAUUGUUAGAGUCAAGAAAUGUUGAGCACAACCCAAGCGAAGUAUUCGCCAAGAUUCCAGAGUUCAAUCCAAAGGAAUCGAUUGCCACCCGUAAGGCCGGUAGCGAAGUUCUUCAGCCAAUCGCCCAAGCUCUCCCAUUGGUUGUUUCGGGUAGUGCUGAUCUCCACGGUUCCACCUUGAACUACAUCAAGGAAGGACGUGACUUUACACCAAGCUGUCCAGGUGGUCGUAACAUCAAGUUUGGUAUUCGUGAACACGCUAUGGGUGCCAUGUUGAAUGGUUUCGCCUACCACGGAAUCUUCAGAGCAUCCGGUGCCACUUUCUUGGUGUUCUCUGACUAUUGUCGUCCAUCGAUUCGUUUGGCAGCUCUCUCACAUCUUCCGGUGACCUACAUCUUCACUCACGACUCUAUCGGUGUCGGUGAAGACGGUCCAACUCAUCAACCUGUAGAGACUGUCAGUGGUCUCCGUAUGAUUCCAAAUCUCGACGUCAUUCGUCCAGCCGAUCCAGAGGAAACCGCCGGUGCCUUUGCCUCUGCUUUCACCAGAAUGUCAGGUCCAACCUUAUUGGCAUUGACCCGUCAAAACCUUCCAAACUUGACCAUGGUCGAUGUCAAAGUUCGUCGUGAGGGUGUUUUGAAGGGUGCAUACAUUUUGAUCAAAGAAACCGGUGCACUCAAGCAAAUUCUCAUUGCUACCGGUUCCGAAGUUCAACACGCCGUCGAAGCUGCCAAGCAACUCGGUGACGGUGUCCGUGUCGUCUCGAUGCCAUGCACUGAGAUUUUCGAUCGUCAAUCAAGCGAAUACAAAGAACAAGUUUUACCAUCAUCAUGCAGAAACAGAGUUGCUAUUGAAGCUGGUGUCACCUCUUUCUGGUGGAAGUACGUCGGUCUUGACGGUAAGGUAAUUGGUAUCGACAGAUUCGGAGGUAAUGAUUUAAUACUAAUAUUAUUCUUUAUUAAAUUGAUCGAUCAAUUCAUUUAG
Heterostelium album PN500 is the source of this 1968-nucleotide messenger RNA. It is a transcript of the gene tkt-2, whose product is annotated as transketolase family protein. The record is from RefSeq and is a predicted model, not a curated record. Gene Ontology annotation, biological process: pentose-phosphate shunt. NCBI's taxonomy places the organism in Eukaryota, Evosea, Eumycetozoa, Acytosteliales, Acytosteliaceae. The transcript is spliced from 3 exons. The coding region runs from base 1 to 1968 and encodes 655 amino acids. Gene Ontology annotation, cellular component: cytosol. Gene Ontology annotation, molecular function: transketolase activity.